Protomyces lactucae-debilis is the source of this 697-nucleotide messenger RNA. Its product is annotated as cofilin. The transcript is spliced from 3 exons. The record is from RefSeq and is a predicted model, not a curated record. Gene Ontology annotation, biological process: actin filament depolymerization; actin filament severing; cell motility. Bases 146 to 568 code for a protein of 140 amino acids. Lineage: Eukaryota; Fungi; Ascomycota; Taphrinomycetes; Taphrinales; Protomycetaceae. Gene Ontology annotation, molecular function: actin filament binding. Gene Ontology annotation, cellular component: actin cortical patch; cytoplasm; actin cytoskeleton.
ACUGCUGCCUGAGAUUGCCUGGUACUACACCUAUAGCUACCAGACCUAUAGCUCCUAGCUACUUCUUCCCGGUUGCUGCUCCUUCACCUCUGACGCCCAAACACCAAAUCAACCCACAAGACAACAACCACAAGAGGAGCAAAGCAUGCCCGCAUCCGGUGUCAUCCUCAGCGACGAGUGCGUCAAAGCCUUCAACGAGCUCAAACUUGGCAAGACCUUGCGCUAUGUCAUCUACACCUUCAACAGCAACAACACCGAGAUUGUUGUAGAGCACAAGUCCGACAGCGGCGACUGGGAGGACUUCACUGCCAAGCUGCCGGAGAAUGAGUGCCGUUAUGCCGUGUACGAUGUCAAGUACGAAAAGGGCGGCGACGGCGUGCGUUCCAAGCUCGUCUUCAUCUUUUGGGCACCAGACACGGCCAAGGUGAAGAGCAAGAUGGUGUCUGCCUCGAGCAAGGACACAAUCCGCCGUGCACUCAACGGCGUCGGCAUCGAAGUGCAGGCCACAGACUCCUCGGAGGUCGAGUACGAUGCAGUGCUCGAGAAGGUCCAGCGUCUUGGCUUCUAAAGCGGGGGAACAGAAGGCUUUGUCCGAUGUGUGCUAGGUAGAUAAUCCCAAUGCUACAGGCUGGCUGGCUGCUGUGCUGCUUUGUGACUGUGUGCUCUCUUGCUCAGCCGGCGCGCCAAGAGAGCGACA